Molecule: messenger RNA, 4292 nt
Organism: Dama dama (fallow deer)
Lineage: Eukaryota; Metazoa; Chordata; Mammalia; Artiodactyla; Cervidae
Gene: NIPAL4
Product: NIPA like domain containing 4
Exons: 6
Coding region: 270-1484 (404 amino acids)
Biological process (GO): magnesium ion transport
Cellular component (GO): membrane
Molecular function (GO): magnesium ion transmembrane transporter activity
Source: RefSeq, a predicted model, not a curated record
CCAGGCAGCCUUUACACCCCAGGAGGGCAUGCACCCCUCCGCGCGCAGCUCGAGCACAGAGCCCCCGGCCCGCGGACUUGCCCAAGAGGCCGGGUGGCUCCUCCCCGGGGACCCUCCCCCUCUGGGGCGCGUCAUUCUCCCCACCCCCGUCCCGACCCCAGCGGCUCCUCGCACCCCGGCCACGCUGGGACAGUUCUCAGCCACCUGCUCCGGAGCCGGGAAGCCGGGGCGCCGGCAGCCCGUGAGUCGGUGCGUGUGCCCAGAGCCCCAUGGAGCUGCCGGCCAGCAACAGCAGCUGCGAGAACGGUUCCCUGAUCAGCCUGUACUGCUCCUCCCAAAGAGUCCUGUGCCAGAUCGUCAGUGACCUCCAGCCCAAGGUGCCCAGCAAUGUCACCUCCGACAGCUGGCAGGAGAGGUUCAGGAAGAACUAUAGCUUCUACGUCGGUCUGGGGCUGGCCAUCCUGUCCAGCUUCCUCGUCGGCAGCAGCGUCAUCCUCAAGAAGAAGGGCCUACAGCGACUGGUGGCCUCGGGUGCCACGCGGGCUGUGGAUGGAGGCUACGGCUACUUGAAGGACUCAAUGUGGUGGGCUGGAUUUCUCACGAUGGCUGCUGGGGAAGUUGCCAACUUCGGGGCCUAUGCGUUUGCUCCUGCCACAGUCGUCACCCCUCUGGGAGCGCUGAGUAUCCUCAUAAGUGCCAUCUUUUCCUCAUAUUUCCUGGGGGAGAGUCUGAACCUCCUGGGGAAGCUGGGCUGUGUGAUCUGCGUGGCUGGUAGCACAGUGAUGGUGAUCCAUGCCCCCGAGGAAGAGAAGAUCAGCACCAUCAUGGAGAUGGCUGCCAAGAUGAAAGACACAGGGUACAUUGUGUUCGCUGUGUUUCUGCUGGUGUCCUGCCUCAUCCUCAUCUUCGUCGUCGCCCCACGUUAUGGACAAAGGAACAUCCUCAUCUACGUCAUCAUCUGCUCUGUGAUCGGGGCCUUCUCCGUGUCCGCCAGCAAGGGCCUGGGCAUCACCAUUAAGAACUUCUUCCAGGGGCUCCCAGUUGUGCGGCACCCUCUCCCCUACAUCCUGUCCCUCAUGCUGGCGCUUUCGAUCAGCACUCAGGUCAACUUCCUCAACAGGGCGCUGGACAUCUUCAAUACCUCCCUGGUGUUCCCCAUCUACUACGUGUUCUUCACCACGACGGUGAUGACCUCCUCCAUCAUCCUCUUCAAGGAGUGGUACAGGAUGUCGGCCGUGGACAUUGUGGGCACCCUCUGUGGCUUUGUCACCAUCAUCCUGGGUGUAUUCAUGCUUCAUGCUUUCAAAGACCUGGACAUCAGCCAGAGCAGCCUGCCCCACAUGCACAAAAACCCACCUGUCACUCCUGCCCCAGAGCCCACUGUCAUUAGACUUGGAGACAAGAACGUCCUGGUGGACAACAUGGAACUCUCCAGCACCCCAUCACCAGAAGAGAAGCCCAAAGUGUUUACAGCCCAUUCAUAAAGCCUGAAGUAGAGAAGUGAGAGGAUGAGCCCCGUGGUACAGCCUGACUGCUUGAUUUCAGAGCCACCUGGGUUGCUUCCAACACAACUCUUACCAAUGGGCUCUUUUCUUGAGACUUUCAUUUAUACCUCAUUGCUGUUUCCAGGAGAAAAAUCCCUACUCAAUGAGCAGUGGUGGUAUAACUUCCUGGAAACACAGCCUCAGUGACCAAAUACCCUACUUUAUUGGUGCCAGCAGGUCCCCUGGACCUCCCUUCCCACUUGUUUCCUCUGUGUUGUGGGGAAGAAGAUCGGAUUUGACCCAUUGAAUGUAGCGCAAGCCAGGAACUUCCCUGAAACGCUGGUCAUCAGGAAGUUCUCCUCCUGAGACUGACUCACUGGUCCCGAGUCCAAGGCUGAAGUGCACCUGGCUCCCCGAGGCCCAGAGAGCAACUCACCAUGCCCCCCAUCCAGAACUAAUAGACACACAACUCUCGUCAAAUGUCUUGUUGCUGUUGCCACCUCAUCUUUGGAGACGGAAACAAGACCUCAGCUGACCUUCUUACUGUGAAAGCCGCCUGAUGUCUCAGGGAAACCCUGCCACCAGCCCCAUUCCCAGAGCAGCCAGCCUGAAGCUUAGCAUCUGCUUCCAUCCACCCCACUCCCACCCUUUCCUCUGUGCUCAGACUCUUCCAACCCCGCUCCUCUGUCCAUGGGAUUCUCCAGGCAAAAAUACUGGAGUGCAUCUCUCUCUAGAUGCACCCCAAGGAGUUGGUCAAAGAGACAUUCAGGUGGUUGUCCAAGAACUCAAGACAACACAACCACCACCACCACAACAGGUGCUUCCCAGCCGAGCUGUGCUGGCCAAGCCCAGAGUUUCAUUCUGCCUCACUCUAAGAGAAUAGCAGUCGCACCAUUCUUAAAAGUAGCCUGGUUGUUAAGUAGAAUGCACUUUCCUUUUCCUCAAGGAGUAAACCACAAUAUGAUUUGGGGAGACAGGGAGAAGAGUGAGGCACAGAGUCAGAAUUUGGCAGAGAGCAGACACAAGCUCUCUGGAAACCAGGGGCUAACCUGUGUUUACUCUGGUGGCCGACCAAGAACCCAGGUGGGAAAGGUAACCUCUGGGUGUGUGUGUUUUUUUUAAAUGCAGCAUGCAGGAGCUUAGUUCCCAGACCAGGGAUUGAACCCAUGCCCCUUGCAGUGGAAGCACGGAAUCUUAACCACUGGACCACAGGGAAGUCCCCUUCUGCAGUGGAAGCUCAGAGUCUUAACCACUGGGCUGCCAGGGACGUCUCCUCUGGGUAACUUCUGGGCUGAAGCCUUAGAGGCUUGGCCAGUGGGAUCAGCUUUGAACUUCAGUGACCAAGUUGGGGGUAUAAGCUAGGUACAGGGUGUCAUUCUGGCCAUGGACCAGAUUGCCACCAAGUCCCCACUCUACUGAUGAGCUGCCCACCCUAGGAGGAGGUGUGUCACAACUGCUGUUCCACCACCUGCUUUGGGGACUGCCCGUGGUCCCCCCACAUAUGGCUGGAGGCAGUCAAAAAACCAAGAGCAGCUGGAGAGAGAAUUAAUAUCAUCUCCCUUCCCGUCUUUCCAGCAGUAAGAAUGUGACAGUUGAUUCAAGGACCACUGAUAUGGAGGUAAGGGAGUCAGUAUAUUUGUCAAGAAGGAAGCCCUGGCCUUCAGCCCCCCCGAGCUGGUGUAGAGCCCCCCUGUGUAACUCCAUACCUGUGCCUGUGUUUAUGUCCCGGGCCCUCAGCACAGCCAAGCCCAGGCCAAACUCCUGCUGGCCUUAGAGUGCCAAUGAACAGACUGGCUUUCUGCACACAUUACAGCCUCAAAGCUCCAAUUUUGAAUGACUGUGGAUUUCUCUCUAUAACUAAAAUCAAUGCAACCCAUUGGAUGUUGAAAAUGGCCAUGAUCUGAGGGCCCUGAGAGUGUGGUCUGCGGGGUCAGUAAUAAAGACCUCUGAGUGUGUUUACUUGAUGCUUACAUCUCGGCCCUCCUUGGACAUGGAACAAUUAAACUGGUUCUUCUAGUGCUGAGGGUGCCAGGCCAGGCCCCAGUCUCUGGAGAGCUGUGGCUGUCAAGGAGGUCCUGUCCCUCCCGUGUCUCCUGCAGUGCAGCCUUCACUAAAGAGGGAAAGGCUGUCUGGGGAAUACAGUCCGCUGAAGACUUCUGCACACCCCUUGUUUUUUUGUUGGUUUGUUUUUACCAUCCCUUGUUAAUGCCUGAGCCCUUAGGAGGAACCAAUCACAAUGCUAAGAGCCUCCCAUGAACACUUUGAAAGUGAAGUCGCUCAGUCGUGUUGCGACCCCAUGGACAGUAGCCUACCAGGCUCCGCCAUCCAUGGGAUUUUCCAGGCAAGAAUGCUGGAGUGGGCUGCCAUUUCCUUCAAAUCCUCAAGGUAGGUCUGUAUCACUCAUGUCCCGAGUGACCCCAGACCUACUUAAACUAGACCAGCCUUUGUCCAGGUGCAAAGACCAGCAAAGACCCCAGGCUUCUCUGUGGCUCAGGUUCUCCCACGGUGGUCUGACAGCCUGGGUGGAUAGGCCCUGUGGGAACUCUUCUGAGGAGUCCUCAGGGAUGGAUCCUAUCCAGGCUAGCCAGUACAACAUGAAAACAAACAAACAAGAGCUGUCAAACCAGCCAACAUUUCAAAUGACAAUUUAAUUAAAUACAAACAAGGAAAAAAGGCACCAUGGCCCAUUCAAGUAUUUUGCAUAGAUAUACAAAUAUUGUAAACAAUUAAUAGGUGAAUGAGAGAAAAGAGGAUCUGUUUUCCGUGAACAAUCUCCCAAAUAAAAAGAAAAUUCACAUUGCCCUGGAU